Messenger RNA from Ogataea philodendri, 429 nucleotides. RefSeq lists its product as uncharacterized. Bases 1 to 429 code for a protein of 142 amino acids. The record is from RefSeq and is a predicted model, not a curated record. The transcript has 2 exons. Lineage: Eukaryota; Fungi; Ascomycota; Pichiomycetes; Pichiales; Pichiaceae.
AUGUUGCGCACGUUUUUCACGGCCUCGGUCAGGUCCUUGAAAUUGGCAGAUUUAAGCAGCUUCAACUCGUACUCAUUGUUUGGGUCUGAAGCGGACGCAUCGUUCAACUCGAACGAGUUCGAGAACUUGAUGAACACGUUGAACUUGCGCAUGAUGGUCUGGACGGUCUGGCCACCAACACCAAUGAUUUGUCUGUGGAAGGACUCUGGCACGUUGAACGUGAGCAUUGUUGGAAGCUCGUCCUCGAAAAGGCCGAGCCCUAAAACAGAGUCCAUCAGGUCGUUGCAGUUGAUUUCAACGAUGAAGUUGUCAUCAGUGAAAGGAAGCAGUUUGAUCGAAACAGAAGACAUGUUCAUGAUCUUGAUGAUCUUACCGUUCUUCUUACCUGAAAUGAAAUCUUUCUCCUUGUUGGAGAGCUCAAUCUGGUAA